Molecule: messenger RNA, 626 nt
Organism: Odontomachus brunneus
Lineage: Eukaryota; Metazoa; Arthropoda; Insecta; Hymenoptera; Formicidae
Exons: 4
Coding region: 12-626 (204 amino acids)
Source: RefSeq, a predicted model, not a curated record
CGGCCGUGAAGAUGAACGGUAUUCGAGUAGUACUGUCGCCUCUUCUUUCUAUUAGCUACGUGCUUGGUAUAAGAAUCAUUGAGUUUCCCAUGGGUAAACCGAGACAGUGGUGCAGUUUCUUGUACAUAUUGCUGUUGUGGGCAAUUUACCAUAUUCUAGUCUUAUAUACAAUAAUUCAUCUCAUGAGUGGCAUGUACAUCAUCUACAAAUUUUGCUUCUGGCUGAACAUUUGGAUAGCACUAUUAUCAGCUGUUCUUGGAAUAUAUCAUGAUAAGAAAUACAGAACCUGUCUGAGGCAGCUUGAUAUCGUGGACGACACGUUAGAAAAAAUAGAGGUGACAACAAACUACCAGAAAUUGUACAAGAAAAUGUUGUUGACCAUUUUUGGAUGGUUCGCGUACAUUCUGUGCACAACCUGUGCCAGUUCCUCAUGCACUCUUGGAUACAUAGGAUUGAAGUUCGAACAACUCAACGAAUAUCUUCGCAAGUUGAAUGAAGAUAAUGGACACGGACUAAAGCAAGCUUGGGAACAUUCCGCGUUGCUGCCAUGUCAAAUCGAAUAUCUAAAAUUUACGAGCAGCGAAUCUGCUACAUGGAUUGCAAUGUAUCAUGAAAAACCGGUGUAA